UCAGCUCAGUUAUCGCUUGGCGGUCGGUGCGUUCGGUUCUCUUCGGAAUAGUGGAACAAGUGAGUUUAAUAUUGGUUGUAAGGAACAGUUCAGCAUAGGAAAAUUUUUGGAGAAUCGGUUGGAAGAUUAGUGACAAUGAGAGUGAUUUUAAGAAGUGUAUAACACGGUGGAUCAAGUGUGUCGUUAUAGAAGUUAAACAUUAUUGUGCGACUACGAUUCUUAGAAAUUCUAAGGGAAACGUGGUUAAUUACCUGCAAGCAUGGGAGUCACUACGUGGAUUACAGUUCUGACAUUCCUCGCUAGUGUUCGUCAUGGAACGAUGUUUGAUAUAUUUCCCUUGAACAACGAAAUUGUGUACCGGCUGGAGACGGAUGUUACUCUGGUGCCUGACUUUCAAGCGCAGUCCAAUUAUAUUUGGACUCUUACUGGACAGCUGCGGGUGCAGCGGUACGAUCCGAAUAACUUGGCGGUUCAGAUUGCUCUAGACGGCGCAGAUUCUCCACACAAAAGCAAUGUGACCGCCCUGUUGGACCCGUUCCGUGUGGCUAUCGCGAGCGACAGUUCCGUGCUGAGUGUUCUGUUCAAAGAGAAUGAACCCCUCUGGUCUGCCAACAUCAAACGUGCGGUGGCCUCGCUGCUCCAAGCGCACGGCGAUAGUGCCGGAGCGUACGUGGUCGAUGAGCAGGGUAUCUUCGGUACCUGUCCGACGGAGUAUUUUGCGGUCAACAAAUCGAAUGUGUUUGAGAUAUCGAAAACCUACGAUAUGGGUAGGUGCAACAUUUAUCCGGGUGCGAUUUAUCUGACGAGAAGCAACAUUCCGCUGAAUAUCUGUAUGGUUAAUAAGCAGAAUCAGGCGAUGACGUCGAGGAUUGCCAAUUACAAGUUGAAGAAGGUUGAACCGUACAAGUACAUGCUGCUGGAGAUGGAUGGCACAAUGCGGACCAAUGUUCGGACCUUCGAAUCGUACUAUCCACAGUUUCUGUACACCAAGGUUCAGCUGAAGUAUGAAAGUCACAGCGUGAUCGAGAGCCAGGAAAAAGUUUUCAACAUUGAUCAGGGAAUGUCACUGAUGUUCAGUCCAGUUUUGUUUGUUAGUCCGGAAGCGGAAGCAACUGGUGGACGAAGUCCCAGAUCUCAGGAGAAUUUGGUUAAACGGACGGCUGACUUGCUUAGCACGUUGGCGGAUAAUUUGGAAUCGAUUGAUUCGAAACUGAAGGAACCGUACGAUGAAACGGUAUCGGAAAUUAUUCGCUUGGUGGGAACGAUGGAUCUGAAGACGCUCAAGUUGUUAUUUGAGGAGAUUGAUUUGGGAACGUCAUAUCGACAGGAAACAGCUAGAAAUAUUCUGCUGGAGAUUAUCCCUAGAACGGGAACCUCGCCAACCAUUCUGUUGACACGUGAUCUGAUCAUCAAUCAGCAGGUGAAUCCAUCGACUGCUGUACAGUUGUUGAUUUCGCUACCUUUCUACAUGUCCGAGCCGUCGUACGAAUUGGUUAAAGAGUGUGAGGUUUUCCUCAGCUUCGGAGCUGAUCGUCCGGAUAUCAAACACGCUGCGGUACUCAGCUAUGCGACCAUGAUCUACAAUACGUUUGUAGCGGGUAAAAUGACUGCCGAUCUGUUUGAAAAAUAUGUUAAAAUCUAUUUUGACAUGUUUCUGAAUAGCUUCGAGUAUGAGCAGCAGAUGCUGUACCUGGAAGCCCUCGGAAAUCUUCAGUUAGAGAACGUAGCCGAAUAUCUGGAUCCGAUCAUCAAGGCAGAUUACGCGCAAAAUACUGACAUCCGCUUCCUGGCUAUGUGGGCAACAAUGCCAACAGCGCAUUUACGUCCGAAUCAAGUGUACGAAACUUAUUGGCCAAUUUUUCAUUCGAAAACAAGUCCUCUUCAGUUGCGAGUUGCAGCCUUCACCAUGUUGCUGGUGUCCAAUCCGACACCGGGCCGGCUUCUGGGGCUGUAUAGUGUUAUCAAGACGGAAAACGAUCCGCACAUGAUCAACUUCUACCGGACCACGGUACUCAGUAUAUCGGAAACAACUUAUCCUUGUUAUCAACAUUUGAAACAGCUGCUAGCCUACAUGACACGCCAACUGCCAAAAGCUCCAUCGUCCAAGUACUGGGUUACGGGAAACUAUCUGUUUGAUUACAGAGAUCGUAAGUUCCAUAUAGGAUCGAUGCUGCAAGCGAUGCUAGUUGGUAGUCACAAAACCGAUCUUCCUAUGGUCGUUUACGCCAAAUUCGACACGGAGGCACUUGGACGCUUUACCGGCCAACUAGGGCUCUAUAUCAAAGCCCGUGGCUUAACGGACGCCGUGCUCCAACGACUAACGAAGCUCAACUCCAGCUAUUUGAAACUAGACCGGCUCACCAGUAUCCUGAAAACGAUGAAAAUGCCGACUGUUAGUCCGAUCCCGCUUCAUUUUGAGUUCAUUGUUCAAUUUGAAGGCAAAGCGGUACUUUCAUACCACUUGAAUCAAACAACUUUCCACAACCUGACGGAUGGUGAUCUGAUUAACCGCAUCAACUUUCUGCUCCGGGACAGCCACAUCAACAUGCAGAUUGUUCGCAGACCGUUUAUGAUCAAGUACGCCCUACCGACACUGAUCGGGACCCCGGCUGACAUCCUGAUAGAAAAUACCGUACUGGCGACCAUCCGAGGAAACACCACACAGCAGAUGAUGAUGGACAAAGUAGCCCGUAGCAAUCAGGUUGACCUGAGGUACUCGUCCUACGCGGUAGUCAAAAUACGCAGCUACAACCCAAUCGAAGACAUUGAGUACUCCACCAUCCGGGAGCAGGGUUUCUUGGUGUACAUCCCAAUCAACAAUGAGAUAGUUUGGGACAUUGCCAGCAAAUCAAUCAGCUAUGCUUUCUAUCGACCUGAUGGUUUAACUAACGGUAUCUCUUUGAAAAGCAGAACUCGUAAUACGCCUUCGGAUGCGUUGAUCCUUCGGGAUAAACUCGAGCCUAAGGAGGAAGAAAUCGCUUCAUUCGACUAUGCAUUUGAAGAUUUGGGUAUCCAGUUUAUGGCUAGAGCUCACGAAGAUUACACCAAGGAUAAUGUAAUGUUCAUGCUGGAGACGGACGUUUUGGACAACGCCAAAGUGCUGUCAAGGGCACCAUUCUCACUGGUGAACCAUGUACUACGAAUGAUCAAUCUGAUUCAAUUGAACACAAUUCACAUUGGUAGAGAUAAGCAUCUCACGCUUCUGGUCUCCAACAAGCAAAAAACUCGCCUCCAGGGAACUCUCAAAUGGGAGGUGGAAAACUAUUCACGCCAGACGAACGUCGGUGAGAACGAAGUGUUCCGUAUCAAUCUGAUUUUGGCACACACCAUCCCCAAACCGGAAGGCAGCCGCGAUGAAGUCAAAGUGCUGCAUAAAUGGGAACUCACUUCGCAGUUCACCGAUUACAAGAACAACAACGGAGCCAAAUUCUUCUUCUCCCUCACCCGGCAGGAAUCGAACAAUGCGAACUGGAAGCUCUGCCUCUUUGCCGAUUACAAACCGUUGGUGUUUCUGAAGCGUCCCUUUAGCCUAAUAGGUCACGUGGCUUUCAAUGAAACGCGAGUGCCGAAACGGUGCCCGGAAAUACCACGCAUCACGUUCAACAUUUCCUACCAUUUGCCUAAAUAUGUACACGACUUCUACAACAUUUUGGACACGGGUGAUGCAAACUGUCCCAAGGAAAUUCUACGACUCUCACCGCCACCCUUCUCGGGUAACUGUAGCGCGGAAACAUUCGCUCCGUUGACCACGGUUUCCGGUCUGGAUGCCAGCUUCAAAUUUGAGCAGCUUCCACCGUGGAUUGUUAACCUGCUUCACCGGCUUGACCAUCUGGCCUCGGCAGUAGUGCCACGACGCGUUCAAACGUUGAACAUCACUGACCACCUGGAUGUGAACAUUAAAACGACCCGUUGGAGCAGUGACACCGACAUAACCAUCAAUGGUGGCACAAUCUGGAUUCCGACGCGGUACUAUUACAACGAGAAACUCAACCAUCCGAAGAGAAGCAGUAUGGAUUAUGGAUUGACUAGUAUGUGCAGUUUGGUUAACCAAAAGCUGACCACCUUCCAUGACCGAGUCAUCCAGCUGACCGCAGACGUUAGACAGGAGUUCCGACUGAACGAUUCGUUCCUGUUGACAGCUGACUGUUCGGACAUUCCGAAAAUUGCCAUCUUCAUGCUGGACAACGGUAAAGGCAUCCAAAUCUAUACCGGAGGAAACUACGUUGUGUACGAAACGACUGGUCAGCAAGAGUCGGAACCGAUUCUCAACGUCAACGAUGAACAGUUGAUAAAUCUGAAAAAUGUGGUUUACCAGUAUCCACCCGAUGAGGAGAUUUAUGACUUCCGGGUGUACCUUAACGAUGAGGAUGUGCUGAUUGUGGAAAAUCAAUUGAAUGGAGCCGUGGUACAGUACGAUCGGAAAUCGAUUGUCAGCAUUUUGCUACCGACGGUGCACAAGGGACGGAUGUGUGGAUUGUGCAGCAGUCAAGCUCACUAGCAUGAGGAUAACUACUAUAUAUUUUGCUUACGGUACGAAGAAACUUGUCUAAUGCUCUCUAAAUAUUUAGUUUACGCUUCGUAGCUGUAUGAUUUUUACUCCUAAAUGACUGGUGCUGGCAUGAGAAUGAUAAUCACUAUCUGAAAUAAAGUGUCCCUUUUCCAUAUAUAGCCCAAUUAAGUUAGCUAUUCUUCCAUGCUCGAGAGAAAGCUAUAAAAAGAGCUCGCUAAUAUAUACCUACGUACCGAAUUUCUUACCCGUUAUAUACUGAAAUCACAUUUGAUAAGUCCAUCUUUAACUACUCAUUCUACUUAAUUUGCUGUUCACAAAUAUGAUAUUGAGAUCUAACUAGUUUCAGAAUUAUGGCCAUUCGGAUUUGAAAUUGUAAAAAAUAAAAUA
Messenger RNA from Topomyia yanbarensis, 4897 nucleotides. It is a transcript of the gene cv-d, whose product is annotated as vitellogenin-3. Gene Ontology annotation, molecular function: lipid carrier activity. The record is from RefSeq and is a predicted model, not a curated record. The transcript has 10 exons. Gene Ontology annotation, biological process: lipid transport. NCBI's taxonomy places the organism in Eukaryota, Metazoa, Arthropoda, Insecta, Diptera, Culicidae. The coding region runs from base 260 to 4498 and encodes 1412 amino acids.